AUGCGACCGAGGACUCGCCGCAGACGAACCCUGUCCAUGGCAUCAGUUCGCGCGCCAGGCCAUGGCAGCCCUAACAUGAUACCACCGGAGCCAAGGCCUCGUGACCAUCCACGGGCCACUGCACCGGAGAUGUUGCAAGCUUGUUGGCUGUUUGUCGUGCGCAAACAAGCCCGCUCGAGGCGUCGUCGGCGGUCGGUGCGACAAAAGGACAGCGAUGGACUCGAACUAUUAGCCAAGCAAGGGCCGAGGCGGUGCGCAGCGCCGGUGCCGGAGCAGGAGGAAACCAUUGCGGCGCUUGAGCAUGUCUCUGAUGCAUGA
Messenger RNA from Purpureocillium takamizusanense, 318 nucleotides. RefSeq lists its product as uncharacterized. The transcript has 2 exons. NCBI's taxonomy places the organism in Eukaryota, Fungi, Ascomycota, Sordariomycetes, Hypocreales, Ophiocordycipitaceae. The record is from RefSeq and is a predicted model, not a curated record. The coding region runs from base 1 to 318 and encodes 105 amino acids.